This is a messenger RNA of Klebsormidium nitens, 2175 nucleotides long. Lineage: Eukaryota; Viridiplantae; Streptophyta; Klebsormidiophyceae; Klebsormidiales; Klebsormidiaceae. The record is from the annotation of a GenBank genome assembly.
GCAGAUUUUGCAUUUUAGGCACCUUCGAGGUGGCGCACGUACAAGGGGGCCCGCGUGGGGGUUGCGAUCUCUUCAGGAGGGGUGCAUGUGACUCCUCAGCUCAACCGUCCUCCCUUGGGAGCCAACUUGCCUCCCAUCAUUCCGAGUCCGAGUCGGCAUAGCCAUGGCAGCUUCCUGCUGAACCGCCAGGGCUGGCUUCAAGGGGGGCAACAGAUCUGCAGUGCAGGUUUGCUGAUAACGGUUUGCUCUCACAUCUGGGAGUAUGUCUGGCACUCUGAAUUCUGACCAGGGUGACAGCACUGCAGGGAGCGUCCAGGAGGAGGAGGAUGCUCUCAAGGAGGCUGUGCAGCCGGCUCCGACGAAUCACCAAAGGAGCUCUCCUGCUUCUGAGGAGUCCAGUCAGGUCACUGAAGAACCAGAGCAGCACACGUCGUCGGCAGUCUAUCAGCCGGGAGCGGCUUCAACAAGCAGCCAGUUGACAAGUGGCAUGGAUGGAAGGCUAGAGUCGUCUGCCAACAAAAGCGCGCCCCUCUCCCGCACUCCUUCGCCUGGCGUCGGCCCUCCGGACAAAUCUCGCUCCCCCCCCUUCGAGCUGAAGUCGAGCCUGCCCAAGCGCGGAAGCAGCCGCCCCCCGGGCUCGAGCGGGCCUCCCUCUGAAGGACACACUACCCCCCCACUGCAGCAGCUGCGCAACUCCGGCUACCAGCAGGAUCAACCCCCCAGAGGCGCUUACCACCCCCCAGAACAGUUCGGGGUUAUGCCGCAGGGCCCACGAGGGCCUGCCGGGGGGGUGGGAGUAGGCCACGGGUGGCUGGCGAAGGAGCAUCAGCUACCCCCCCACCAAGAGAUGGCGCGUGGUUGGCCUCAAGCGGGGGCCCAUGGGGCGCAUGGUUACUAUGAGCAGCCGCGGUACAGCCCCCCUGGCACGGAAAACGACAUGCACUACGCUGUUCAUGGAGGGGAUCACGGGGGGUACCAGGGGCUGAGGCCACCAAUUGGAAUGUAUGACGACCAUGGUAUGCAUGGCAACUACCAGUACCCCCCCGACAGCCAGGGCCUCCCCUACAACAAGCAGCACAUGCAGCCCAUUGCUCCCAACCGCAUGCACAUGCACGGCGGCAUGUACAACCAGCCAAAGGGACACCGCGGGCGCUCCUACAAUCCGGGCAGGGUUCACCCUGAUUACCCUGUGGAGCAAGUCGACCCCCAUAUGGCACGCGCACAUCAGGAAAUGCUCGCUCAGCAGCAGCAGCAGCAGAUACGGGGCCAGGCCCCCCAGAACAUGCAGCGCGGCGCAUACCGUGGCCAGCGCGACGGCGGCCAUGGCAUUGAUAAGCAAUUUGACGGCAUGCGCCUCGACCAAGGGGGCCCCAAGAGCAGCUCGGGACUUGACGUGCACGCUCCGGAGUACGGGGGCGGCAAGAAGUACUCCCCUCCUAACCAGGAGUUCCUCAACUUCUCCCCCGGGAACGAGGAGUAUCUGAGCCCGUCGGGUGCGGGCUCCCGCGUUCCCCCCUCCGAGAACGCCAAGCGUGACGGCUCGAGGAGCGUUCUUGGUUGCAUCGGAGACGGGCGCAGGGGCAGUUCCGGCACGGAGUCGGAGGGAGGGGGAGACUUGCAGGCCCCCAGCGCCUCGCGUCCGGGCACCUCUCAAAAGGGGGGGUCUGGAAUGAACAGGACCGGGGGGGAGGAAAAAGGUGGGGAAGGGUACGAGAAGGCGGCCAAGAUGAGCUGGGCGAGCGUGAUGGCGAACGGCAUGGCCAAGGACGAUGAGAAGAAGAGCGACUCGGAGGACGGGGAGCCGAACCUGGAGGACAAGAACUGGGUGGAGAAGACGAUCUCCAAGCAACAGAGGGAGAAUGAGCAGCUCCAGGCAGCGGCUAUCAAGCUGGCGCAGACAGUGGUCAACUACGAGAUGCGCCAAGGAAAGGCGGCCGGCGCGGACAAGCCGAGUGUGGAGAUGGAGCUGCAGGGGCUGAACGGGACCCACUUCGCCAAGGGCGCGCCAAUCUGCGUCCACUUUCUGCAGCACGGGCAGUGCACGUGGAAGAGCCGCAGCUGCCCCAACAGUGACACGCACCACUGCGGGCGGUGCGGGGGGCCUCACGGGACCAAGGCUCACUCGUACCUGCUCAAAGUCCUGGACCAAAUGCGCUAGGGGCAGGGGGAUACGGG